UGCAGCCUUCGCUCCGACGUACGUUAUGAAGCGUGUACCUGGAUAAUUACUGUCAUCGCAGUUUUUGAAAGCGUCUUUCCUCAGCUUGGAUUCUAUUUAUAAUGCUUUUGGAUAUGUGCAAACGGGAUGAAGAAAGCUUUUUCCCUGUCCGCCGAAGUAAAAUAAAAUAGGGUUUCGUGUACGUUGGAGUUAAUUCUCUCAUUCCCUAUGAAGAAGUCAAAUAUUUGGAUACAUACCUGUGUCCAUUUAUUGCUUUACAUCACAGUUGCUGCCUAUUCCAGUAAAAUUGGAAACCCCAUAACAGAUGACAUCAAGAAAAUUUCGUUGCUGAAGCAGAAUAUACCAAAAGAUUACAACAUUACUGUACGUUAUUUACCAAAAGAAGUGAGUGGUAUGUGUUGGGUGAAGCUAAAUAUAUUCCACUUGGAGAAGAGCUUAGAUCUCCUGGCCAAUAAAUUUGGGAACAUUUCCUCCAACAAAGAUAAUAUAGGGACCUUAGUCCAAAUGUUGCGUGAGAUGCGAUAUUACAUUGGAGAUGACUUGGAGGAUGACAUGUUUAAUUUUGAGUGCCACUACAGAAAAGUGGAGUGGCUGACAGGGCGCUACUUCAAGUUUGUGGAAGACUUUUUCAACACUGCCAAUUCUUCACAGGAAGAUGGGGAGUGUGACCCUCCACCAUGUCCCACGACAAUAAAAACAACACCAACAAUAUCAGUGUCAACACAGCAUCAUUCAAAAGUUAGUUCUGAAUGGAACAGUACUGCAAAGGAAGGUGAGACAUUACCUAAAGCUGAAAGUGGAACUCGAACCAGGAAUCAGAUAUUCCUUCCAGACACUUUGGAGAGGGGUCUGCUCGCACUUCUCUUCAUACCUCUCAUCGCUGUGGGCUUCCUUCUAAUCUGGAAGGUGAAAUCCAGAAGAACUCCCUCCCCGUUGCAGAGGGAUAUGGAUGGCCCACCACUGUUUAUUGGAGUGGAGGCCAGUGCUCCACCAUUAGACGAUGAAAUGUCUGAAAAGAACAGAUUAAACAUCAGGGCAGUGUAAGUCAUCCUUAUCACUAUCAGACUGUACAUCAGACAAAAGGCAGCAAGGCAAGACCACACACAUCUCUUCCUCACACACAUCUCUUCCUCACACACAUCUCUUCCUCACACACAUCCUCUCAGCUGUGAUGGACAAGUACUGGCUGAAAACAAAGAACUGCCCACUGAGUUGCAAUGCUCUUUCUAAGAACAUUGAUUGGACCAUUUC
This is a messenger RNA of Electrophorus electricus (electric eel), 1251 nucleotides long. It is a transcript of the gene kitlga, whose product is annotated as kit ligand a. The record is from RefSeq and is a predicted model, not a curated record. Gene Ontology annotation, molecular function: cytokine activity; stem cell factor receptor binding. Gene Ontology annotation, cellular component: plasma membrane. NCBI's taxonomy places the organism in Eukaryota, Metazoa, Chordata, Actinopteri, Gymnotiformes, Gymnotidae. Gene Ontology annotation, biological process: cell adhesion; positive regulation of cell population proliferation.